This is a messenger RNA of Bursaphelenchus okinawaensis, 1031 nucleotides long. The record is from the annotation of a GenBank genome assembly. Lineage: Eukaryota; Metazoa; Nematoda; Chromadorea; Rhabditida; Aphelenchoididae.
AUGGAGAAAGUAAAACUGAUAACAGUUCUUUUAGCUGUUCUAAUAUGCUUCGCAAUUUGUGAUGACUCAGAGAAAGGUGCGCUUUGUUUGUUUACAUUUGACGUUUAGGUUUAAAUAAGUGUGACUGACUAAAAUGGUUCUAAAUUUAUUGUUACACACUUCGAAUUUCAAUAUUUUUAAAAUUUUUGCACGUUGAAAGCCAUAGUAAAACUAUGAGGUUUUUAACCCAUUUCACUCUGCAGAUACCCAAUAUUUUACGUCCUCCAGUCCCCCAAACCCUUUAAACUUUUUUUCCUUCCAGCAAGCCCUGAUAUCUAAUACGUUUUGGCAACUACUGUUACAUUUUAUAACUUACAAUAAUAUCCUUUCUUCCAGAAAUGUCAUCCACAAACAAUCAGCCCAACUCUGUCCAAUCUACUUCGCAAGACGAUGCAAAAAAGGUCGAGACGCUCAAACAUUUGGUAGACAAUCUAGUCCCACGUGAACGACAGCCUCACAUUGGACCUCCACCUUUCGUUGGAACUUGGGACGAUAUGAACAGUAAGUGCCGUGCUAGUUCUAGAAGUUCAUAUUACUAUACUUUAAAAGUUUAAAAAAUGUAUGAACAGUAAAGCACGCAAUAAUAUAUUUCUAAAUUCUGCAACAAUCUUCAAAAUUUCAUUUUACUGGUUUAUAAAGCUUUAAAGGUAUCUAAAAUACGUCGAUUUUAUAUUACAAAGCAAGAAUAGAACCUUCUUGUUGCUUUUAUAUUCCUUUACCUUACCUGUUUAACAAAAGCGAAGUAAAGUAAGUCAAAGCAUCUAAAACAAUAUCGAGAAAAGAAUUUUUUACAAAUUUUUGGCAUUUCGUUCUAAUUUUUGACACUUCGUUUCAAUUUGUUGACAUUUCGCAAAUAAGAAAUAAAUUAUUUCCUAAAAAUUGACCGAUAUUAAUAACAUAGCCUGAUUUUAGAACCCCACAAACUCGACUACCUUGAGGACAUAAUCAAGAAGCAGAACGAAACUUCUUCAGAAGCAAAGGACAAACCUUGA